Molecule: messenger RNA, 1283 nt
Organism: Trematosphaeria pertusa
Lineage: Eukaryota; Fungi; Ascomycota; Dothideomycetes; Pleosporales; Trematosphaeriaceae
Product: Sedlin
Exons: 1
Coding region: 290-844 (184 amino acids)
Biological process (GO): endoplasmic reticulum to Golgi vesicle-mediated transport
Cellular component (GO): nucleus; TRAPP complex; cytoplasm
Source: RefSeq, a predicted model, not a curated record
CGUUAUCGAGCUUUACGAGCAAUCACAGGAGCAACGCUGUCUACCCGUUAUAAAAGAGCUUAGAAUAACUACCAGGACACUCGAACCGGCGGAUACAAUACGGAUCAUCUCUCUUCGAAUAACAUCCCCUGCAUAACCCUCCAGCAUCCCACCUCCAACAGCUCAAGCUCCCGCCUCCACAUCCGCGUCCCACCCCAUCUACGCCGCUCGAAACCCGAGGGAACCAGCCUCUUCUGUGGCCGCCUGCGCCUCCACUCAGCUCUCCCGCCAACAAAAAAGCCUCCUCAAAAUGUCCUACUUCUUCACCAUCUUCUCACCAACCGACACGCCCCUCUUCACGCACGAAUUCGGCACCUCGCGCAGCGGCGGCGACGGUAUCGCGCGCUUCACAGCCUCCGAGCGCUCCCUCGCGCCCUUCAUCCUGCACUCCUCGCUCGACAUCGUCGAAGAGCUGCAAUUCGGGCCCUCGAGCACAUCCGGCAGCGCGCCCAUGUACCUCAAGCACAUCGACAAGUACGCCAACAACUUCGUCUCGUGCUGGAUAACAGGCGCGAACGUGCGCUUCCUGCUGCUCACACGGCCGCGAGACGAGGCGCUGGGCCUAGCCGGCGGCGGCGGGGCUGGGGCCAGGGGCAGUCUGGCGGGCGGGCGGGUGACGGGGAGUGGGCUGUAUGACCCAAGGAGCCCAGCGACGGAAGAGGCGGUGAAGAAUUUCUUCGUCGAUGUGUAUGAGGCGUGGUUGAAGACGGUGAUGAAUCCUUUUUUUCAUGCUGGGAAUGGUGAUGUGGUUAAGAGUCCUGUAUUUCGGCAGAGGGUGGCGGCGGCGGCGAAGAAGUAUCUUUGAAGGCUGGGAGAGGAGAGGUGUUGAGACUGUUGGGUGUUCCUCAUGGGAACUGGAAAGCUACACCAUUCCAAAAUUUACUUGAGGGCUGCUAGCGGGUGCCCUGAGACAAGGACGAUUCGUCCGCGCGGAGCUCCGGCGAUGGGAGGGCGAAGGCAAAAGACGUGACAGGUUCGGUAUGAAGUAGGUCACAGGCGACGCCUUUCACCAGUCUGAUAUAUCAGACAACGGGCAAGGUUCGAUCGAGACACGCACACGCACACGAGCAUCGAGCUCCCUACUCCACAAGCCAGAGACGCGAAAGGGGAAGGAAGAGUUGGGACACAGGGGCAGAGUAAUAAUCAUUUCCGACUCAACCAAAUUGAGCGAUGAUCUAUUAGAACAUGCGUAGCUCGCUCUCCCACCCGGAGCUAAUAAUACGCACAAAAGAAAAAUCAACAUG